AAAUUAAUUUAUGAAUAUGAAUCGCCAAUAUAUAUUCGUUAUUGCAUUUUUCUUUUCCCUUUUUCUCGUUACUUCUUCUACUUAUUUAGAAGUAAAACAAGUAGUACCCACAACAUUUACCGUCAAUAAAGUUAAUUCAUCUAAAAUUGUUGUAGGAAUUUCAUGGGAUGGAACUAAUGAAGCAGACGAUGAAUAUGUCUUAGCUAGACUUAAGUGUUUUGGCGAUGCUGUGACUGUCUUAAACUCACCUCAGGACCAUGUAUUUGGUGAACGUAAUACUACCUACGAAUUAGCCGUACACAAAAGUAAUGCUUUGGUGAGGUGUAGAACGGGAGUUAAGGACAUUGAGAGAUGGUUAACUUUCUUUUAUUUCCAAACUUGAUCUUUACAUUUACUUUUAUAUAAUAGUGAAUUCUUUAAUUAACAAUGGCAUUAAAUAUUUUUAUUUACACUUUUUAC
This is a messenger RNA of Rhizophagus irregularis DAOM 181602=DAOM 197198, 459 nucleotides long. RefSeq lists its product as uncharacterized. NCBI's taxonomy places the organism in Eukaryota, Fungi, Glomeromycota, Glomeromycetes, Glomerales, Glomeraceae. The record is from RefSeq and is a predicted model, not a curated record.